UUGAACAUUCUUUUUGUUUUUAUAUAUUUUUGCUUCGCAGAACAAUAACGUGUUAAUAUAUCCAGAGCGUUGGCAAUUAUUGCACACAUUCAUUACAAUGGACAUAUAGCUCAUCCUCUCUGGCUAUAAAUAAACGAUCCCACAUGAUUUCUUGUAUGUUCUUGCCCUCAUUCAACUCUGGCUCUUCGCUACUCAUUUGUCUUAAUACAUUGUUGGCUAAAAUUUGUCUUUGUUUCCAUGGUUAAUCAUUUAAUAAUGCACAUAGCGCGUGUGAAAGCGUAGAAUUAUUGAAAAUUUCUUGACGCGUCGCUUUAAUGACCACGCUGACGUUGACAGCGGAAGGAGCAAGGAAGCCAAAAUCAUAAAGAGAGAAAUACAUGACAUAAAUAAAUCAGGCACAAAGUGUAAUAUUUAAUUGCAGCUAUAUGCAACGCAAUCACAAGACUCUCUCACACACAUACACACAUGCACACAUAAAGUCUUGGUUUACGCCCAUUACAUUUGCACUUUUAUUGCGCUUUUCGCAUUUAUGUCUUUUUGCUAGCCUUCGGCAGCUUCGCUUGUUUAUUUAGCUGUUGAUUAUUGAGAUGUCCUAUAAGUCAUAUGCAUAAACAAACACCUACAUGCAGAUGCUAUGCUCUUGUCUGCACACUCAUGCGUACGAUCGUUGGUCUUUUUGUAAUUUAUUGCUUCGAUAAAGUGAAUCAUAAAAACGCCGACAAUAAGUGGCAGUACUCAUAAAUCGUUCAGCGUGUAUUACUAAGGAUACAACCUUAAAUCUACUGUACAAAAAUAUAUGCGAAGUCUGUGUUUAUGCAUGUGCUUAUGACUUCCGUUAUGCACAUUGGGAAAUGUACGGCACUUCGAGUUGCAAACACUCGCAUCUAUACGACAUACUAGCAGAUCUAUAUAUGCGUAACACAGCAGGCCUUAGCAGUAAGUACAUUGGUGCUUACAAACUCAUACUCAUAUAUGCGUAAAUGUGUGUGGGUGUGUGUGUUGUGUGCCCACUGGGGCGUAUAAGUACUCUUGUGACUUAGUGUCAGCACUCGUGUUGCUUGCAAGUACCAGUGAAAGCGCAUACAAGCAUAAAUAUGUAUUUUAUGUUAUAUACGUAUAUGUACAUAUGUUUAUCUGGGUGCACACAGCGCAGCACAUUCGCUCGGGUUUUUCGACAUUACUUACUCGUAUGUACAUAUGCGUUUGCGUGUGUCACGCGUGCUGCUGCCAACAAUUGAUAUUGAACUUUCUUGUCUAAAUUAUGCCAUCCAACGGCAUUGCGUUGACUCGUGGAAGCCAUAAUUUACGAUUUUUGUUUGUUUAAAAUUAUGUUAAAUGCGUUUGCUUCAUACUUUGAAGCAAUAUGUUACCGUUCACACACUCAUCAAAUAAUUCGUACUUGAAGCUAAAUUAUGACUAUAUUAUUUAUAUAUACUAUAAAUAUUGCUUAUAAUAUUAUUUAUGAUAUCUAAAAGUGAUAAUGUGAAUUGAAACUAUAUAGUACAGAAAUCAAAGUGUAAGAUUGUAUGGCUUAAAAAGUUUACGUUUUUUGACAAUUCUUUGCUAUACCUUAUAACUUUUGGUAACACUCAUUUUAUUUUCAAAUAUUUCUUUUUGGAGAAAUUAUGUAUAAUAUAUUAUUUCAACGUUUCUAUUCACUCAUAUCAGUUAAUAUUUAACAAAAUAAGAGGUAAAGGUAGAGAUUAUGAUCAAAUAUCAUCUGAUCAAAAUUGACCCGGACUGAAAAAAAAGGAUGUCGAAUUUUGGAUUUUUCAGUUUCGGUUCAUUUUUCGAUCACCCUUCGACGUUAUAUUUAUAAACUCACGUUUCGUCACCAGCAACGAUGCGUUUGAUGAAUGUAGAAUCCUCAGCUUCGUUGUUACGUAUUUCGUUUGCUAUCUCUCUACUCGAUGUCGUUUUUGCAAUAGAUUCAGGUAUUUUGAUAUACCUAAGUCUAGCAAUGACAUGCUUCAUACACAAAAUAUUAACCAAAAUGUAUGGAGCCGAUCCGUGAGAGAUCAAUUUUCAUUAGUUGUUAUAUUCGAUGUUAUGAAACUCUCAAUCAAACUUUGUAUACAGUCUACUAGAUAAAAUGCGAUAACCCAAGAUACAACGAAUCUCGAAAGCAUACCAUUUCAUAAUAUUUGGUCCUAUACUUACUAUUUACCACAUCCUUAGUGUUAUAUCUAAAAUCUAUAUUAUAAUUUAAAUAUUAUAUUAUAAUUUUAAAAAUUCCGGUUGAGUUACGAGUAUAUUACUGCUCUCGUUUCAAUCAUCCCGAAACUAGUUCAAUAAAAAUCGAUGUUGAAAUAGCGCACAAAGCCACAUGUCAAAUAAUAAAAUUCUUUUAUUUCUCUGCGUUAUUCUUUAAACAGUUGAGCUGAUAUUUAUGUGUGUUUGUGUGACAUAUAAAGCAUAAAAUAAUAUUUUCUCUUAAACAAAAAUGUUAUUUCUGGUAUUUUAAAAUUUUUUCGACUCAUUGACUUUCAAUAUCGCUUUCUUUCGCUCAAUAUAACAACAGGUCAAAGCCAUAGCUUCCAAUAGCUCCAUUAAAAACAAACAAAAUAAUAAACAACACAAUCUAACUUAAAUACGAUGUGGUAAUAUAUGUAUGUGUAUAUACGAACUGAAUUUGCUUAUCGGCAAUCUUUGCGGUCAAACAACUACGAUUAUUUUGGCAAUUUCGACUUAAUGAAUGAACUUUUGCAGUUCGUUGCCUCUAGCGUCAAAAAUUGGCAAUCAAUAGGCAAAAUACGCGCUCCUUGCCCAUUACACAGGGUUGCACAUGUGUGUGUGUGUGUAUGUGUGCGGCUUGUGUGCUGCCAAAAGCAAACAUGAAAUAUACAUCCACCUGAUGCUGAUAUUUGGGCGCAACAAUUCCCUGCCGCAUAUUCCGCGUCGCGCCGCUCGUUAUAGCUAACGUUUCACCAUUUCACGUAUUUGUUUACAAAAUUUCGCUUUCACCGAUUUUACCAAGCGAUUGCGGAAUGAAUGAUUCAAUUUGUCAAUAUCCCUUUAUCUUGAUCAUAGUUGUUGCUAUUGUUGCUUAUUUUGUAUUUCCACGCAGGCAAACGACACGCAGCCGAAUACUACACGAGUAAGCUUAAAUAUCUAAGUGUGUGUGUGUGUGCGCUUGCAUGUGUGUCAGGCAGUGAGCCAGCAAGUGAUUGAGAAAUUCGGUGAACAUUGCACAAUUUCACUUUCAUCUAUACACACUCGCAACACACACACAAUUUACGCAACAUUUAAAACAUUCGCUUUCAUUUUAGCGUUUGUUGUUGGAGUUCUGGCAUUUAGUGCAUGUUUCGUUGAUGAGCAAAUAGUGCAAUGACUACCUAUGUACUAAUGUAUGUAUGUAGUUGCCACCUGGCUGCCACAUUCGCUGCUUGUUGGCGGCCUAUCAUGUGUGUGUGUUUACAUAGGCACUAAUUUUUUGUGUUUUGUGUUUUUUAUUUUCAAUUUUCAAUGAAGCGCGUUUGUUUGUUUGUGAUUUUGUCUAUUUGGAAUCGAUUUCAGGCAACGCGUCUCAGCUGCGUUGGAAUUAAGGCAGAGCAAACGAGCAAAAAGUCACUUGCAAUAAGACAUGUGUACGCGUAGCAAAUAUAGACUGACAAGCUGACAGGCUGCAAAACUGAGGAGAUUUAUUUUGUUUGCACACAAUUUGGGCGCGAAAGUAGCGCGAACUCUUGACUAUUUAUAAAGCUGAAUAGGAGAGAGUGGGAUGAGGCGGGAAUGACGCUAGUAGAAAACAUAUUAAAGCUGGACAAAUGUUGAAAAUAUAAUAUUAAAUUUAAGACUUUAUUUGAUUUUGUGAUAAAAUUCAAAAAUUUAUAAUGAAAAUUAUAUUGAAAAUAAUUAAACAAAUUUAAAUAGAAGAAUUAACAUGUGCACUUAUAAAAUCACUAUUUUUUUAUAGAAACUCUAAUUUGGUGUCAUUAAAAAAUGUAUGCGAGCUAUCACCUAAAGUUUUAAUUAAAAGUUGUUAAAGCUUUUUAGAAAAUCUCUUGGCUUUAUGCAUAAGAGCAAAACGAGAUUUCAUAUUUGAGCAAUGACAAAACAAUUUUCCGUCUAAAUAACCAAAAAGCGAUUUUAGUUCGAGACUGAAAAAAAUAAUUUUAAAAAAAUGCUUCAGAACCAUCAACUGCAUCAAAAAAUACUUUGAGUAUCAAUCGUAAAUGAACAUUGGUACAAUCUGCUUCAUUUAUAUAGUUUUCAGUAACGAAAAAAUUGAGAUCUAUUACUAAUCUUACGCUCUAAUAUGUGAAUAAAAAAAAUUGCGCAAGAUUAACAAGUACUUCAGUUAAAUUGUGUUAGUAUUAUUAUAUAUUUUACAAGAUAAUCAACAUACAUUUGAUGAGGGAUAUUCAAAAGAAUCUUAUACACCGCUAUUUUGCCUUCUAAAAGUCAUUAACUAGACUUAUUUUACAGUCUGAUAAAAUUUGAAUCGGAUUGGUCCACUUAAACUGCGCGCGCAAGCGAAAUCCAUAACAUUUUUUUCUUAGAUUGAAUUUUUUUAUGUUCGUGUGCAGUUUGUUCUCUACAUGUCAAUUGGUCUGUGUUUGGCAGAAGAAGAGGAUCUCAAAGUUUGUCAUGGAUCGGCUGAACCUUUUGGAAAUUUGCUUUUUUGUCAGUCCGGGCCAGUUUUGACAGUAAAUGGGUUAUAGAAUCUUUAUGCAAAUCUAAUAUGAAAUAUUUCUUAAAUUUGAUUGUUUUGAAAAGGCUUUUGACAAGAUUUAACAUCAACAAGCUAAGAAAGAGAUAUUUGAUCAAUCGAAUAAAUAAUAUUUAAACACAUAAUAGGCUUGGAUCUAUAGUUUUUUAGACUAAAGAGGACUUUGAAUAGGUUUUCCUUGCUUUUACACGUUUUUAAGUUUUUAUGCAAAAAUAACUUUCGAUGUCCACAAUUACAGAAGGUCUGAUCUCAUAUAAUAGACGUGACGGUGAAGUGACUGUGAACGUUUACUUACUAGUCUUGCUACCUGUUUUUCGAUCCUACGAUCAAAUUCAUUAUAACUAACUUGUAAUUUUUUGUGCUCAUGACUCUCCAAUAGUUAUUCUUGGUGCUUGAGAAGAAAUAUGAAUGGUAAUACUCUAUAUUUCAAAUACAGCCAGCAAUGCCAAAAAUCCAACAUUUUUUUUCCAUUAUUGCUGAAGAUUCUAAUUUAUGUAACAGCAAUAAUUGUUUUAAUUCAUUCUCACAGAUUGUGGUUACAUGAACUUGUUAAUGCCCCAAAAACUCGCCGCUCAUUACCGCAAUCGCUACUUAUAUGAGCCAAUACUUACGCAAACAACACUCGAUGUCGAAUAUUCCAAAGCUUCUUAUGUUCACUCAAGUACACUUUGAUACUCGUAUGCCGUGAGUGCUCGUGGUAAUGUCGCAUGUCUGGACCAUCUUCAUUUAAUCCUAUUCAUAAAUACAUAAUUACAAGGCGAAUUACGUUCGCCUGCAUAAAUGUGCAUAGAAGUACAGAAAUGUAGAGUAAAGAUAAUUCGUUGUGAUCCCAAUACAUAUGUAUGUAUGUAUGCGUGCACUUCAAGCAUACCUUUGUACUAAAUGAACGCCGGAAUGCUCACAACGAGCAUAAACUAGGCUAUUGCUUGUGACAGCUCCUUUGUUAGCAGUUUCACACUGGCGGCUAACCCAUCAACUCACACACAAAUUCAACCUCUCACACACACACACACACGCUUGAGCAUGGCCCAGAGCAAUGCACUGCAAGAGGAAGCGUAUUUUGUGGCGUACGCGGCGGGCGAUGGCGGUCGGUCUUCGUAUUAAAUGCGAAUUAUCUUAUGACUCAGCAGUAGCACACUUACACUCUCAUAUAAUAUUUAUAUGUGUUUGCACGAGUGUGUGUGUGCGGAAAAACACCUUAAUCAGCGCAAUAAUUGGCUUGUUUGUGUUCUGUUAUUUUUCGUUUUUGCCUUUUCUGCCGUUGCUUGUCCAUUCACAGACCAGUUUCACCUGCAUGCGACUUUGUGUACAUUGUAAUUAAUCGGAUGAUGCGUAGGAAAUACAGUGGUAACAGUAAUUAUUACAUACUGACGCUGUUGUGCGUUUACAAAAUGUAUGUAAAUGCGCUGUAAUUAAAUCAAUUUUGUCUUUAAUGCAUUACGUAAAGCAGAAAUUUGUAUUUGCUCUACUUAGUAAGAAUGAGUGUCAAGAGUUUCGUAAGUGAAUCGGAGUAAGAUGCGUUAAAUUGAAAAGUUUUCAUACGGAGCAAAUUGAAUUUUCCCUACAUAUAUUUAUAUAUAUUUCUCCAUUUCGAGCUUGUGUUUUUGUGUGUGUGCUAUGCUUUAAGCUUUAAAUUAAUUUAUAAUUUGUGGCGCUUUGAGAGCAAGGUGUUGUCUUAAGUCUCGCUAAGAUGGAAAUGACGUGCACUAAUGCCUUUAAUAGGAUGAGAUUAUUGGUGUGGCUAUUAUUCAUAUAUUGUAAAAUAUAUAUAUAAGUUUGAUAUAGUAAUAAAUUGAUUGAGUAGCCGUAUUGUAUCCGUAAUAUACAUAUACUAAAUUAACCUGCGAAUGAGAUCAUAAAAUAAUUAACACAUUUGCUUUUAAAAACGUGACUUCGUUUUCACCGAAGCUAUAAUAAUCAGCUAUAUGCUAUAGUGGUACGAUUUAAAAAAUUUAAUAGGAGGAGAAAACGACGUGUGUAAAUUUUCAGAAUCGAUAUUUAAAAAACUGAGAGACAAGUUUACCUAUACAUACAUUUUGUACGAUCUUCGAUCUUCCCUUUUAGGUGUUAAAAAACUCGUAGCACUCUGUUCACGGUAUAAAAAGUACUGAAAUAAAAAUUAAAUUUUUCUUUAAUUUAGAAGACAUUAUAUGAUGAUAUGUCCAACCCCCAAAACAUACAGUUAAUAUUUGGUAUUCAUAUUUUUUUCCAAUUAAUGAUUGUGGAACAGGGCGUAUACGUAACUUUGUUUGGUAAAAACGUUUCACAUUUCAUUUAAAUUUUUAUAUCUACACCUUUAUAAGUUAUAUAAAACAUUUUUCUCUUUUUAAACUAUACAUCCUCGAUCAAGCAGUACUUAAUGAGUUUUCAACAAAUAAAAAAAUUAUUGACGCCAUAAGUUUUGAUUUUAAGCGCUUUUGAAGCAAAUCGCUAUUUGAUGAGGCUUCAAAAUGCCGGCCAUAAAAACAUAUAACUUCUAAUCCACCAGAGCAUUUCACUCUAAGGCACAUGCAUUCAUUCGAGCACAUUUAUUACCACAUUAGAGAGCAAAUUUGCUGUUCACAGUCACGCAGAUUUUAAUUUGUAAUUUUAAGUACGUUGUGAAAUUUUAUUUCACCACAAAUGCUAAAGUUUAUGCUUGCCAUGAAAAAUGGUAGAGGAAAAGGAUUUAUUUGGUUGGGAAAUGUAAUUAAUAGACAGCAAAUUCUCACAAGAUAUAAAUUUAAAUUUACUAUGACAUUUCAUUUAACGACUAAUGUGAAGAGCAGUGUGAAAGCGCAGCAAGAUUUACUAUAUUCUUAAUUAAUGGCAACGCAAAUUUGAAUGAACGCGUAAUUACUAGAAAAAAUAAUGUAAACAGGCCAGAAUAAACAAAAGAAAUCACGCAGUUGAAAGAAAAAAAAUUAAUUAAAUGGAAGACACACAAAUUUUUGGCAAAAAGACUGAAGAACGUGAAAGCGCACUAACACCAGAACAUCCUUUGGCGCAUACAAACAAAGAUUACACGCAUUACAAGGUCAAGCGCAAGCAAAAACACGAACAACAAAAGUUGCAAACACAAAUAUUUAUUUAAGCGCCAUAGCAAACGAACAAAGUCGAAUAUUUCAAUUAAAAAAGUACAAAAAGGAAAUGGAAUUUCAAAACGUAAAUGUAAAAUCUGCGGAAUGUUUUGAACUUUGGUGGAAAAUGCCCGAAGUAAUCGCCAGCGGCAACAAUGCUCAACUAGUACUUUUCAAAGCAGUUGUCGGGGGUCACAACAAAGCAUACGGAAAAACAAAACAUGCCAGCAAAAGUAUUGCUAAAUAUAAAUAUCAUGUUGUUCCUGCUACUGUUAGAGAGCUGUUCACAAAAUGUUCUUUGAAUGACUGAAUUUAGGUGGUAGCAACAGCUGGAUUACAAGUAAAAUUGAAAUGAAUUAAGACUAGCAGAAUUCCCGCUCUUAGCAAUUAUGAGUCAACUGGAAUCUGUUUUUUCUCAAACGCACUCAAUUUUUUAAAAUAGAACUUAAAAACUUAUUUCUAAAUAAUUAUUUGUUUCUUUUUUUUUUAAGUGUGGGCAAUUUUGACAAUGCAUUUUAUUCCGCUAAAAUAAAAUAAUAUGUGUUUUCAAACUUAAAGCUUAAAUAAUCAUGAUUUAAAAGAAAAAUUAUGGAAUAACUUUAAAAUACUAAAAUAUCAGCCGUGUAAAUAAAUAAAAUCACACAAUUACAUGACUUAAUAAAUUUUAGGAAGACAAAUAUUUAUAUCAAGCAAAUAAAGGAAAAAUGUGAAAAGAAAUGGCAUAAUGUGAGACAAUGAACAAAUAACCGAAAACGGUCCAAAAACUGUUAUUCAGGCAAUAAAACACUAUCUGACAACUUUAGUGCAUUUCAAAAAUUAAGAAAACUAAAUUUCAACUGAAAACUUAACUGAGAAAACUAAAAUACUGCAAAAUAAUAAAAAAAAGCUAUAAAAAAGUUGAGCAGCCGCAGAAGAGCGCAAUCGACCGAGUAUGAAAUGCCACACAUCAAUUACUCGUAAAAUGACAAUUUCUAUGAAGACUGAUUUUGUUUAGUUAGAAACUAACAGAUAUUUGAAACAACUGUGUAACGCACAAACUACGUAGACGCCCGGGAGCGCACACAACUAAAGGCGAACACAACGCUCACAAUAUGGCAAGCAACGACAGAACACUCUAUCGCAAGCGUUUUAGCACCGGUAUUGGCAGCAGCAGCUGUACGAUGGAGCAGAAAAUUCUAGUACUCAUGGCAGUCGUGAUUGCAAAUGCUUGUAUAGCAGGCACCAUACCCGCCACACCCGAAAACAUCACCGUCACGUUCCUCACGCCCACAACGGUGCGUGUGUCCUGGCAAACGAUGAUCGAUUUGAAUGCGCAUCCAAUCGAGAAGUAUAUUGUGACAUAUAAGCCGACAGAUGACAGUUACAGGGUUGUCCAGGAUGUCGCCGGCAAUAGUGAGGCAAUCAUUUUAGAUCGUCUAUCGCCCAGCACCCAGUACUCGAUAGCGGUGACGGCCAUUUGGCUUGGCAAAAAGUAUCGCAGCAGACAGAUCAUAUUUCGCACAUUGGAUAUGCCUAAGACAUCGUCGCAGCAGGACUACGCGUCCGGACACACAACCGGCGCGCUGGGAAGCCAAAACAACGUUGGAAAUGUAAAUGCGGGGAUCGCCGGAGGUGGUGUGUCUGGUGCGGCCGGUGGAAGUGGUAUUAGCGUUGCUGGCACGGGGCUUAUCGGCGGCAAUCUAGCUAGCGCAGCGGCAGCAGCUAACGGUAACGGCACGUAUGGGGACGAUAUAACGUCAACAGUGACGAAUACAAUGGCGCAACGGCCACGUGAAUUGCCAACGAUACGCGGCGUUGAAAUCGGUAUAGUGCUUAUCGUUUUGAUGGUGUGGGCUGGCGCUAUAGCACUAUUCUUCAACCGUUGGGGAAAAAUCCGCAUGCUAUUGCCCUAUCAACCGGACUACAAACACGAACAGCUGAAAGUACCCGGCACCGGUGUGUGCACUGGCGCUGGCUGCAAUGGCCAACACUCGCAUCAGAACCUACACCCAGAUAUAUUCGUAAAGUCGAAAUCGAAAGCGGGUGGCGGAGUCAGCGGCGGCAGCGGCGGCGGCAACGGACACAAGUUCAGGCAGAAGCGUUUCAUUCAACAGCGGAGUAUAUUGAAAAAUUCCACAGAGCGUUCAAGCAAUCAGGAUGAGCAGGAACUUUUGGAGGCCAAAAAGCAAUUGAUAUUGCGGCGACGACGGCUCUUCAGCCACUACCGCCAGUACGAGCAGUGGCGUCGGCGUCAAUUUAGCUACGAUCCGUGCUACUAUCGCGCCAUACCGCUGCCAAUCGGCCAGGCGUCAUCCAUCAACUAUGCUGGCGGUUACAGCAGUCAGGGUCAGGGCGCAUUCCGACGCCGCCGCCAGUACAGGCGGCAGUACUCGUGUGCCGAACGUGAGGAUUCGCGCGAGAGUCGUGAGUCGUCGUCGCUGCAUCGUUACAAAGGCGCAAGUAUGGUGGCUAGCGAAUCAUUCAAUACCGAUAGCGCUAACUAUAUUAACUAUGAACAACAACAAGUACAAUCACAUCAACGGUCAAAUCAAUCGCAACAGCAACAACAUCAGCGUGAAGAAUCAAUCGAACCGUACUCAACAAUGGCACGUCGCAGUCAUUUCCACAUGUUGCACGAGGAGCGCUCUGCCUCCAUUUCGGAACGAUGCACACGUAGUCGCAUCAAUUCGGCCAUAUUUGUGUCGUCCGAGGGUAGAGGAUUUGAUUCAAUCGAAUUCCUGCGUCGACACGGUUCGCAGAGUGUAUUGUGUCGGAAGGCACGCAGCGCCGAGAAUAUCACCGACAAUGAGCGCAAGAAAAGUUUCUCCGACAAUAAGGGUUCGUGGCGCAAUGAAGGGAACAAUGACAUCGAUCCGAAUGCAUCGAAGCGGAGACAAGACGAUCUCGACGGUAGCGCUAUUGAGCUACGCGAAUGCCGUCCCAUUGCCAACAAUUGUAGUGCAGGCUGUUGCGGCGAAUCGCGAACUCUAUCCGUGCUCACUACCAAUACCAGCUGCGAUCAUCCAUCCACAUCGGCGGCCGCAGCGGUUUCAAUGGCCGCAACUAAUGUGGUUGUGGGCAGCAUCUCGAUUGAAACACCACCUUCCCACAUCAAAGAUGAACUGCAUAACAGCACAGCCAGCAUCGCAGCCACAACCACCGCCAUCGUCGCUUUGCAGAAUGGUGAGAAGAAACAGCGUCCAAAUACCUUUGUGGGCAUAUCGAAGAAGACUUCCGUCUCACGAGAUUCCAACGACACUGUCGAGGAGUUAGUACUCGUGCCAAGCGUCGCGGCCACGGCGGUGCCGUUGCCAGAAAUAGCCAUUACAAAUCGUUCUCGUACGCUUGUGCGCCAGCGUUCCUCAACUGCCUCCAUUUCACCGCACCGCAGUCCCAAGUUGCUAGCGCUAAAGCAUGCCAAACCCAAAAUCGCGGCGUUACCAAUGGUUUCGGUUUCGGGACCAUCACCACCGCACGAGAAGCCGCCGCCACAACCGCAAACGGAGUAUUUGUAACAAAUGGCAGCCGAAACAUUUAUUUAAGUUUAAGUGAAAGCAACGUUGACAUGGAAGAUGGAAGGCAUAUAUGAAUAUAUGAAGAGAAUACAAACGGUCGGCGCAGCGGCACGUUAUGGUGUUGUAUGCGCCAAAUCAAUAAGGCACAAAAGAAGCUUCAAGCUACCAUAUCCUCAGUGAAGUAUAUAAUUGGAAUCUUUCCUAUACUCUUCCUAACUUCCAGCUCACGUAUUUAACUCACACACUUACAAAUGUUUCGGCUAUAAUUGGAACAGUUCGUGGCCAACUAGUGUUGGGGUGGUCUAUCGUCUAAAAUCUCACAAAAAAUCUCAAAAAUGACUGAACUAUUCGUAACUACUGAAAACCGUUAAAAAAACAAAUACAUAUGUACAUAAAACUAAUAUAUGUGUAUGUAUGUAUGUAUAUUUAUUACAAAAUUAUUAAACCUUAGUACUAGAUAUUAGCUCUAAAAAUACAACCCGAGCCAUUGGUAGAUUGGCGAAAAGCUUUAACAAGUCACUUGAAAACUUUCAAGCUUUAAUAUUACAAAUACCAGUAAUACUGUUUAUAACAUUUUUUCGUCAUUAAUAUUCAUUAUUGAUUAAUAUUAUUAAUGUAACAUAUGUAUAUGUGCAACUAAUUACUAUUUAUAAGCAUAUAUAUGUAUGUAAUUAUUUAUUAUAUUUACGUAAAUAUGUUUUGUAUAGACUUAAGCACAGCUGACAACAAAUUAUAUUAAGCAACCGCAGUAACAACAACAAUAAAAUCAUAGAAUAAUUGAUUACUAUCAUUAUUUCUCCGUUUAUCAAAAACUAAACACAUACAUGCACGUGCUUAGGAUAGGUACUUAGAAUUUUAGGGAGCUUACAUUGUAGGUUUUCGAAUUGCGUUUCUUUAUGGAAUUCAAUAUACAUAUAUCGUAUAGUGAUUAGUUUUUUUUAUUAUGUACUUAAAUAAUAAUAAAUAUAUUCUUAGAUAUGCAUGUGUAAGUUAUAUAUUCAUACCUACAUGGCUAAUAUCAUAUAUCUAUAUAGCAUGGCAUAUUUGGUAUAUUUUGUAAAAGCUUUAAUGCUACAAAGGAAAAUGAUCUUGCAGGUGACAACAUCAACGUCAAUGCCAGUUUGAAGCGCGUAUUCAAGUGGCAACUCAUUAAUAUGAAGUAAAUUCGUUAGUUACCAAGUUGAAUGUUUUUCUUCAAACGCCCCUUUAGUUUCAGUUUUUGAUUCAACAUAAGUAUCCAAUGUAAACAGACUCCUUAUUUUCGAUUUAAUCUUUGCUAAAUCAUUUUUUGCAUUAAGCAAGUAAAUCUACAACUUUAAAAAGUAAUAUUCAAAUACAAAUUUUGCAUAAGAAUAUCACUUUAUUAAAGUUGUAGAUUCAUUUACUUUGGAGAUAAAAUAUUUAUUGCAAAAGAUCAAUUAAAUUCCAUAUUCUAUACAUGGGAAAAGAAAUCUGAUUAAGGCACGCAGAAACU
This is a messenger RNA of Bactrocera oleae (olive fruit fly), 12699 nucleotides long. NCBI's taxonomy places the organism in Eukaryota, Metazoa, Arthropoda, Insecta, Diptera, Tephritidae. The record is from RefSeq and is a predicted model, not a curated record.